Messenger RNA from Brassica oleracea var. oleracea, 2778 nucleotides. RefSeq lists its product as uncharacterized. Bases 122 to 2605 code for a protein of 827 amino acids. The transcript is spliced from 10 exons. Lineage: Eukaryota; Viridiplantae; Streptophyta; Magnoliopsida; Brassicales; Brassicaceae. The record is from RefSeq and is a predicted model, not a curated record.
UUAAGGAAUAGCUGUGUUUCGCUUAAUUAACUCCUUGGAUCUCCAUCAGUUAUCCGCUCGAAGCUACAUUUUUUUACCGUUGCUGAAGCUCUCCAAUUUCUGAGUCUUCAUUUUCUGAGGAAUGAAUUUCUUGCUCCGAUCUGCUUCCUCCGCUACUCACCGCCCCCCGGUGAGCGAACCACCACCACCGCCUCAACCUCCGCCUGAAGCAACUUUGGAAAGAGCCGAAGAGCCUUUCCUACAAUAUCCAUCCCUCGAGGAUCAUAUAGAUGGAUCUGGAGACGACCAUGGAAGUGGAGAGUCAAAUGCAAACACCGGUGGCUCUGGUGUUGAGCGGUUCUCAGAUGUAUCUGAGGAAGAAGGAUGGAUCUCAAUUCCAUAUCAGGAGAUCCCUGACAACUGGUCUGAGUCAGUUGAUAUUCAGUCACUACGGUCCCUAGAUCGCUCCUUUGUGUUUCCUGGGGAACAGAUUCAAAUCUUUGCAUGCUUAUCCGACAGUAAAGCAGACACAGAGAUCAUCACUACUUUCAAAGUUGCCGAGGUGAUGAGCAGAACUGUAAACAGAAAAGCCUCUCACAAACAAAACGGAGAUAUCUCUGACGGGGAGAGUUACGAGAGUAUACCAUUAGGGGACCCUGACGGCCAUUUCGCAGCUCAGAAUGGGAACAGUCCUGGUAAAGAGAGUGUUGAUUCACAAAAAGAUGGUGAAUCCAUCUUGAGGAAGGAAGAUCACAAGAGACGGACGGAAGACUUGCUUUCCAGGUUUCAGAAGUCUCAUUUCUUCGUUAGGAUUGCAGAGUCUGGCGAGCCUCUUUGGUCAAAGAAAAGCUCUAUGGCUGCAGAUACGGAGGAGGGAGAUGGAAAGAGACCUUGUGUUAGUGCUUUUGUGGAUAGAGGGGAGUUUGAUCCUGAUGUUGCUGGAGGUGUAGCUAGGAGUAGAGCAAAAUGCUGCGCCUUACCCAAUGGAGACAUAGUGGUCUCUUUACAAGUUUACAUCGUUGACUGUCCCAAAGAACCAAUCAUUGAGAUACUACAGUUUGAGAAGCAUCAGGACAGGGACCCACUUUCUGACUCGGAUCAUGAACACAAGGAUCCAUAUGGGAAUCUUCUAAAAUGGUUGAUACCAUUGGAUAACAAUAUUUCUCAGCAACCACGUUCUUUGCCACCUCCUAUAAGCUCUAGCCCAGGUCUCAGCAGCAGUGCACACAAGCCAGCAAUCUCUUCCGUCUCAGGCUCUCAGCUCUUCUCGUUCGGCCAUUUUAGAAGCUACUCCAUGUCUUCUCUGCCGCCGAACACUGCACCGGUUACCGGACCCGUGAAAACACAGAGCUCUAAACCAUCGUUUGACAUUGAAGACUGGGACAUUUAUUCAGCUCAAACGUUAAGAAACGGUCAGAAGCGUGGGACUGAAGAGCUCUUAUCUUUCCGGGGUGUUCCCUUGGAGUGGGAUAGGUUCUCUGUUCGUUGCGGACUCGAAGGUAUAUGCAUUCCCGGCAGGAGGUGGAGGAGGAAACUCAAAAUCAUUCAGCCUAUUGAGAUCAAUUCUUUUGCAGCUGACUGCAAUACAGAUGACCUUCUCUGCGUUCAGAUUAAGAAUGUUGCUCCUACACACACUCCAGAUAUUGUAAUAUACGUUGACGCAAUAACGAUUGUUUUUGAAGAGGCGGGGAAAAGUGCUUCUCCUUCUUCAGUGCCAAUCGCAUGUAUUGAAGCUGGAAACGAGCAUAGUUUGCCGAAUUUGACUCUCAGGAAAGGUGAGGAGCACUCAUUCAUCGUGAGGCCUGCCUUUUCUGUUGGGAGUAAUGUCAAACCCUCUGCUGCAAGAAAAGAACUCAAAUCAUCGAGUUUGUCUCUUCCGUCUGUAAAUUUUGAAAGAAAAGGGAGCGGUUUUAGUGGGGAUCAGUAUGCGUUUAUGGUGUCAUGUCGAUGCAACUACACAGAAUCAAGGCUGUUUUUCAAACAGCGGACAAAGUGGAGACCUCGAGCUUCGAAGGACCUGAUGAUCUCUGUUGCGUCUGAAAUGUCAGGAGAGCCUUGUGGCCCUCAUGGGAGAGCCUCCCACCUACCUGUUCAGAUAUUAACUCUUCAGGCAUCAAAUCUAACACCUGAAGAUCUGUCAUUAACGGUUCUCGCUCCAGCAUCAUUCACAUCGCCUCCGUCUGUGGUGUCCCUAAAUUCCACGCCUACCUCUCCUGUAAGCCCAUUCCCAGGGUUCUCUGAGUUCACAGAGAUGGUACAAAGCGAGAAACGCAACACAACAACAAGGCGUAAAGUGCAACCGUUACCCUCAAUGCCACUGGAGACGACAAGGACAGAGACUACAACAAAUGACGAAAUGAACUCUGCUUCUUCCAACAACCCUUCAGAUGUUGUUCCAAAGAGCGGCUUAGGGUGUACACAUCUCUGGCUACAAAGUCGAGUUCCCUUGGGAUGCGUUCCUUCGAAAUCUACAGCGACGAUCAAGCUAGAGCUUCUCCCUUUGACUGACGGCAUAAUCACUCUUGACACUCUCCAAGUCCACGUCAAGGAGAAAGGUCGUAGGUACAUACCGGAUCAGUCACUGAAGAUAAACGCAACGUCAAGCAUUUCCUCUGGAAUGUUUUAGUCUUUUUAUUCAAGAUAAAGCCAAUACCACUUUUUAUUCAAACACUGAGCAGUGACAUUUAACAGGUCCAUGUUCAUCUCAAUAGGGCUUCAUUAAAAAAAUUGUGUGUUUAAAACAUCCAAAAGAUGUUUCAAGGUUUGAAAGAAAUGUUAUAUGAUGUAAAACCACUUUUG